Molecule: messenger RNA, 2149 nt
Organism: Carassius auratus (goldfish)
Lineage: Eukaryota; Metazoa; Chordata; Actinopteri; Cypriniformes; Cyprinidae
Gene: ppil2
Product: peptidylprolyl isomerase (cyclophilin)-like 2
Exons: 20
Coding region: 112-1602 (496 amino acids)
Biological process (GO): protein folding; protein peptidyl-prolyl isomerization; protein polyubiquitination
Cellular component (GO): catalytic step 2 spliceosome
Molecular function (GO): ubiquitin protein ligase activity; peptidyl-prolyl cis-trans isomerase activity
Source: RefSeq, a predicted model, not a curated record
GAACGCUGACCGGAAGUGUGAUUUAAACAGUAGGAGGAUUUGUGUUGGUUGGUUGUUGAGACGUUUAUAAACUUUUAUUAUUUUAUUUGCUACAUCCUCUUGGUCCACAAAAUGGGGAAAAGACAGCAUCAAAAAGAUAAGAUGUACAUCACAUGUGCAGAAUACACUCAGUUUUAUGGAGGGAAAAAAUCAGAAAUCCCACAAUCCAAUUUCAGACGUCUGCCCUUUGAUCACUGCAGUUUGUCUCUUCAGCCCUUUGAGUAUCCCAUGUGCACGGUGGAUGGGGUGGUUUUUGAUCUAAUGAGCAUAGUGCCUUGGAUUAAGAAGUUUGGUACCAACCCCAUAACUGGAGAGAAGCUUGAGGCUAAAUCCCUCAUCAAGCUUAACUUCAGCAAAAACAAUGAAGGGAAGUACCACUGUCCUGUGCUCUACACAGUGUUCACAAACAACUCCCACAUUGUUGCCAACAAAGUCACAGGAAAUGUGUUCUCCUAUGAGGCAGUGGAACAGCUCAACAUCAAGACAAAGAGUUAUAAAGACCUGCUGACAGACGAACCAUUCACUCGUCAGGACCUCAUCACACUACAGGAUCCCACAAAUCUGGAUAAAUUCAAUGUCUCCAACUUCUUUCAUGUGAAAAACAAUAUGAAAGUCCUCGAUCCUGAUGAGGAGAAAGCCAAGCAGGACCCAUCAUACCAUCUGAAAAGCACAAACCUGGAGACGCGAGAAACGUUAGCAGAGCUCUACAGAGACUAUAAAGGAGAUGAGAUGUUGGCCUCCACUAUGAAAGUGCCAGAAGCCAAAAAAACAGACAAGCUCAAUGCUGCUCACUAUUCCACUGGAAGAGUGUCAGCCUCCUUCACAUCUACAGCGAUGGCUCCAGCCACCACCAAUGAAGCAGAUGCUAUUUCUGAUGAUGCCGUUCGCUACCAAUAUGUUAAGAAGAAAGGCUAUGUCCGCCUGCACACAAACAAAGGAGACCUGAAUGUGGAAUUGCACUGUGAUAAGGUCCCCAAGGCUGGAGAAAACUUUAUUAAACUGUGUAAGAAAGGAUAUUAUGAUGGCACAGUAUUCCACCGCUCUAUUCGAAAUUUCAUGAUUCAAGGAGGAGACCCUACAGGGACUGGUACAGGAGGAGAGUCUUACUGGGGGAAGCCAUUCAAGGACGAGUUCAGGCCCAAUCUGUCUCACACGGGUCGUGGUAUUCUGAGCAUGGCUAACUCAGGACCCAACACAAAUAAAUCCCAGUUCUUUAUAACAUUUCGCUCAUGCACAUACCUGGACAGGAAACACACUGUGUUUGGAAGAGUGGUUGGUGGUUUAGAGACCCUCACAGCGAUGGAGAAUGUUGAAAGUGAUCCAAAGACAGACAAACCCAAGUCUGAGAUAAAGCUGCUGAGCGCUACAGUAUUUGUGGACCCGUAUGAGGAAGCAGAUACACAGAUUGCAGCCGAGCGAGAGAAGGAAGCACAGAAGCAGGAGGAAGAGAGAGCACAAACCUCUGCUUCAGUCAACAAGGCAAAAACAGAGGACAAGCCUAAAACCUUUAGACCUGGAGUGGGCAAAUACAUCAACAUGACUGCCACAUGGAUGGAUGGAUAGACGUAUCUCAUAAUGGCAGGAUCAUUAUUUAAUGAUAUAAACCGCUCUGAUGGUAAAUGAGUGUGUUUGUGGGUGUCACCAGUUAGGGGUUCGUCCCACGCCACAGCAGGACUCAGGAUAUCAGCAAAGUUUACAGAGAACGGCAGGAGAUCAUUCUAAUUAUCCCUAACAACCCCACUGCUUCUCACACACACACACACACACGACCGACUGUUAAACAGACAUACACAUACACAGUAAUAUGAACACCUGCUACACACACACACUGCUACCUGAUGGGAACAGCGCCAUGUUUCACAUGCACAUGCUGCAUGCAAGUAAUAUGAAAAAUAUGCUUGUUAUUCAGUUUCACUUACUGCUUUUAACUUACACAAACAUGGGGUUCGGAUAAUUAAAUUCAAAGAAUUACAUCGUCAAUUAAUGUCAUGUCAAUUAAUCAUGUUUACAUAACAUAAAUCUAAUAAUGAUACAAUUGAAAUUAACUGCAAUAAAUAGAUGAACAAAUUAUUUAAAUUCAUGUGAAUAUUUGUGGAAACAAAUGCUUAAU